GCAAUUCAGACGUAUACUAAUGCACAAUUCAGAUGUGUACACAGAUCUCUGUUACUGUGUGUGUGUUAUGUCACAGUGCAAUAUGUGUUGUUUGGAGCAGAGGAAGGACUCUUCUCUCUACUGGUCACCAAUAACCCUGACCCGGUCAUGGAACAGGUCUCCUCCAGGCCAUGCCACUGGAUUCGUGUGGUAGAAAACUCUAUGAUCUGGCUCUCUGGAAGGAGCAACCGAAUUGUGUCCAUGACAAAUCUGAUUCUCUUGUUCCGAUCUGAAUCAGCCCAGGCCUCUCUUCAACACAGGAGCAGGCAACACACUACAAAGAUUGCUGACUCCAAAGGCUGCAUCAAAUGCUGCAUCGCCCGGAAUCCGUUCACAGAUCAGAGAUACCUGAUAGCAGUAGUUCCCAGAGGAAUUCUACUGCUGCAGUGGUUCCAGCCAAGGCACGCCUUCAUGCAUGUCAUGUUGUUUGAGUGUCAGACUCCUCUGCCACUCAACCUCCUGGAGGCCUAUGUGGUGGAGAAUGAGGAGUACCCUAUCGUUGUCCUCGGAGUGAAGGAGAGCCCUGAAGGGACAACUCUAUUUGACACCCUCAACCUCAACUCCCAGGCCAGCUGGUACGCAGACCAACCUGAUGGGAAGUCACUGCGCGUCCUCUGUCUACAGCAGCUAGAGAAGGACACCAUCUUCAUUGGCCUGGAACGUGCUGCAAAGUUUGUGGGCCGGAAUGGACAGCUGAAACCAAGCACCAUUCAGGCCUCUCACAUUACAUUCGACAAGACUUCAGAACACAUGGUGUUUCUAUCAAACUGUGUGCUGAGUUUCCACAGACACGGGAUGCAGGGAAAAUCACUCGCCACCCAACAAGUGACAGCGGAAGUAGCAGAUGGCUCAAAAGUGUUCCAUUUGCUGGGCUCUUACGGGUAUGACAGAUAGCUACUGCAGAUUGUAAACCUCCUAGCCUCAUGGGUUGCACACGUGAAGCUUGGCCUAAGUCGGUAGUCUGCAAGGCACCUUGAGGUUUAAGUUGGGAGCAGCAGGAAAAGUGGGAGAACGUUGUUGAUUCACUAUUUUGUAAAGAAGGAUCAUCAUUUAACACUUUUUGAGUCUCGAAAUGUGCUGGUCAGCAUUUUCCCUUUGUUCUUAGCUCGUAACCCAUGGUUUUCUCACGGCAUUGGGUAACCAACAACAUUUUUCGUGACUCCAAACUUAGUCUAAAUGAAGUAUAUAACAAGGGGAUCAGCAGCAGCACCUACAAUUUAGUUAGAGCCCAAACACACCACUUACAUAUCAUUCUGAAAGAUACCAGUAGUUACAACAGGCAAUGUGGUUUUGUAGCUACAUAGAUGACUAAUAAUCUGUGGAUUUGUAGGACGAUUGUGAUAGAGACUCGACCGGCAGAAGAACCAACAUCUCCCAGCAACAUCUACAUUCUGGUCUCCGAAGACACCCCGCCACCCAACCAGUAGCAGCAGCUCCGCCCAUAACCACACCCACUGCUCUCGUUUGGUCUUACUCGUCGCCUCGGAAACUUCGAUAUUGUCAUAGGGAACUGUUUUCGUUUUUCCUAAUAUUAUUUGCCUCUUUCGAGGACUAAUUCAUUCCUUUCGCUUACUCAUUAUCGUAUGUAUGUAGACAAUUAUUUUUUUCACGCACCGUACGUCUUUCGCAAUAGCCUGUGUAUUUUACUUAUUAUAUAAUGUGUGGUAAUCCUACUGUAGUAACGGUGUAUAUAAAUAUCAUGCACCAUUAAUUUUUGUACUUGUCUUUUAGUCUCUUUAAUAAUCGUUAUGCUCUUUGACUUGCAUGAAUUCAACUGUGUGUUCCAUUGUGGUAUAUAUUUCUCACCUGAUGAUGAUAAAAUAACC
Molecule: messenger RNA, 1865 nt
Organism: Geodia barretti
Lineage: Eukaryota; Metazoa; Porifera; Demospongiae; Tetractinellida; Geodiidae
Source: the annotation of a GenBank genome assembly